This is a messenger RNA of Ochotona princeps (American pika), 781 nucleotides long. RefSeq names its product nematocyst expressed protein 4-like. The transcript is spliced from 3 exons. The coding region runs from base 229 to 603 and encodes 124 amino acids. Lineage: Eukaryota; Metazoa; Chordata; Mammalia; Lagomorpha; Ochotonidae. The record is from RefSeq and is a predicted model, not a curated record.
GCCGCGGGACCCGUCGUGGCGGUGCAGGCGCUUGUGCAAAGAAAGCGCCGCCGCAAUGUCUACACCGAAGUGCAGGUGCAGGAGCUGGAACGCUUUUUCCUGCGGGUUCAGUACCCCGACGUGAUUGCGCGUGCCCAGCUUGCAGAACGCCUGAAUUUGGCUGAAGCCAAAGUGCAGGUCUGGUUCCAGAAUAGAAGAGCCAAGUGGCGACGCCAUCAGAGGGCACAAAUGCUGAGAAAUAUGGCUCCUGUUGCUCUGGCACCCCAUAUGGGGCUAUACUUCAAUGGGCCUUACAAUGUUGUCCCUGUCAUGCAGCAUCCAUGGAGAUUUUUUCCUAUGGUUCCACGCCCUAUUGGGCCAGCACCUGCACCACCACCAUACCCUCGGCCACCUAUGCCUGUGCCUAUGCCUAUGCCUAUGCCAAUGCCAAUGCCUAUGCCAAUGCCAAUGCCUAUGCCUAUGCCUAUGCCUAUGCCUCCUGGGGUCCCACCCAUGAUGCCUAUGCUACCCAGGCCACCUGUAAUGCAUGUACCACCCUAUGGCCUGCCUCCUAUGCCAUGGGCCCCUUAUUUCAAUGGUCAUUUGCCAGGUCACACUUUCUAGAGUGUAAUAUUCAUGAGAGUUUUUCUUAAGUUUUUUUGUUAGAUACCAGUUUUGUAUAAUCAAGUUAUUCAGAGUGAGUCAUCAAAUUCCUAAGAGGUGAAUUAUGUAAGCAAACUAGAUGCACUGUUGUUUUUUGUAGUUCCAGACUGUAUUUUCAAUAAAGAUGACAAUUAACACU